Molecule: messenger RNA, 8815 nt
Organism: Grus americana (Whooping crane)
Lineage: Eukaryota; Metazoa; Chordata; Aves; Gruiformes; Gruidae
Gene: MBTD1
Product: mbt domain containing 1
Exons: 17
Coding region: 526-2505 (659 amino acids)
Biological process (GO): regulation of DNA-templated transcription
Cellular component (GO): nucleus
Molecular function (GO): zinc ion binding
Source: RefSeq, a predicted model, not a curated record
UCCUUUCUCCUCCUCCUUCUUCUCCGCGUUCCAUGUGAUGCGGCGCACGGCUGGGCCGCUCCAUUGCGCGCCCAGAGGGGUCCACCGCCCCCUGUGACAACGAGCGCUCCUCGCCGGCGCCCCAGCGGCCUCCCCGCGCGUGCCGCCAUCUACCGAAAGACAAAACGAGCCGCGGCGGGGCUGCUUUUCUCUUCCAACCGCUGCUCUGCCGCUGAACCCCCCCGUUUCCGAAUGGUUUUUCCCAGAAGGGGUACGGCGAGCGAGGAAGCCCCAAACAGCUGGGAGCCCAAUGAGGGCGCGCGGUGGGCCGGGCGCCGCGCAUGCGCAGAGGCGUUAUGUUAAUGUUGUUGAUAUUCCGGCGCAGGGAGUUGGGUUUCUUUCUCCGGCUGAGUGAGAGGCUGAACUUUCCAGGCCGCCUCCUGCCCCGCCGGGCCCGGCCCCUCGCAGGGGGAGGCGGCAGGCGGAGGGGGCCGAGCCGAGGGGAGGGGGCAGAGGCAGCGGGCGUCUCCUGCCCAUGAGGGCCUGAUGGAAAACACAAAGGACCUGGCUUUUGAUACCUUCUGCAAACUACUACUGCAUACCUUCAUUUCUCAGACAGAACAUACUUCACGAGCAGAAAGGAAAAGACGUGAUUCAUUCGGGAUGUUUGACGGUUAUGAUAGUUGUAGUGAGGACACCAGCAGCAGCUCCAGUUCAGAUGAGAGUGAAGAGGAGGUUGCUCCUUUGCCGUCCAGUCUCCCAAUUAUAAAGAACAAUGGACAGGUCUAUACUUAUCCAGAUGGCAAAUCUGGCAUGGCUACAUGCGAGAUGUGUGGAAUGGUUGGUGUCCGUGACGCUUUUUACUCUAAAACAAAACGCUUCUGCAGUGUAUCAUGCUCUAGAAGCUACUCAUCGAACUCCAAGAAGGCCAGCAUUCUGGCCAGACUUCAGGUAGCGGGUAAACCUCCAACAAAGAAGGCUAAAGUUCUACAAAAACAACCCUUAGUGGCUAAAUUAGCAGCAUAUGCUCAGUACCAAGCAACUUUACAAAACCAGGCAAAGACUAAAGCAGCAGCUGUCCCUGUGGAAGGUUUCAGCUGGGGUAACUACAUCAAUAGCAAUAGCUUUACAGCAGCUCCUGUUACCUGUUUUAAACACGCACCUAUGGGGACAUGCUGGGGUGAUAUCUCAGAAGGAGUGCGCGUGGAAGUUCCAAACACCGACUGCAGCCUACCUACCAAAGUCUUCUGGAUAGCUGGAAUUGUAAAAUUAGCAGGCUACAAUGCUCUGCUAAGAUACGAAGGCUUUGAAAAUGAUUCAAGUCUUGACUUCUGGUGCAACGUUUGUGGGUCUGACAUCCACCCAGUUGGUUGGUGUGCAACCAGUGGGAAGCCCCUAGUCCCUCCUCGAACCAUCCAACACAAAUACACAAACUGGAAAGCUUUUCUAGUGAAACGACUUACUGGUGCCAAAACACUUCCUCCUGACUUUUCUCAGAAGGUGUCUGAGAGUAUGCAGUACCCAUUCAAAACUUCCAUGAGAGUAGAAGUUGUUGACAAAACGCACCUUUGUCGAACAAGGGUAGCGGUUGUAGAAAGCGUCAUUGGGGGACGGUUAAGAUUGGUGUAUGAAGAAAGCGAAGACAAAACUGAUGAUUUCUGGUGCCAUAUGUACAGUCCGCUCAUUCAUCAUAUCGGUUGGUCUCGAAGUAUAGGACACAGAUUCAAAAGAUCUGAUAUUACGAAGAAACAGGAUGGCCACUUUGACGCACCCCCACAUUUAUUUAUGAAGGUAAAAGAGGUUGACGCAGCUGGAGAAUGGUUUAAAGAAGGAAUGAAAUUGGAAGCUAUAGACCCCUUAAACCUCUCGGCAAUAUGUGUGGCCACUAUUAGAAAGGUUUUAGCAGAUGGCUAUCUUAUGAUUGGGAUUGAUGGCUCAGAAGCAGCAGAUGGGUCUGAUUGGUUUUGUUACCAUGCCACUUCCCCUUCUAUUUUCCCUGUUGGUUUCUGUGAAAUUAACAUGAUUGAACUAACUCCACCCAGAGGUUAUGCAAAACUCCCUUUUAAAUGGUUUGACUACCUCAGGGAAACUGACUCAAUAGCAGCCCCUGUAAAGCUCUUCAAUAAGGAAGUUCCAAACCAUGGGUUUCAUGUUGGAAUGAAACUGGAGGCUGUUGACCUGAUGGAACCUCGCCUGGUAUGUGUGGCCACAGUAACUCGCAUUAUCCAUCGUCUUUUGAGGAUACACUUUGAUGGGUGGGAAGAUGAAUAUGAUCAGUGGGUGGAUUGCGAGUCCCCAGACCUCUAUCCAGUGGGAUGGUGUCAGCUAACUGGAUAUCAACUACAGCCUCCAGCACCACAGUCAUCAAGAGAUAGCCAGUCGAGUUCAUCAAAACAGAAGAAAAAAGCUAAAUCGCAACAGUACAAAGGCCAUAAGAAAAUUUUGAAAGGCAGCUACCUCUGGAGUCAGGAGCAGCAGCAACAUGGCAGCCAUUGUACAAGAAAUGUGCAAGAGAUGACGUGGUAAAUGAGACCAUAGUGUAAGCCUGUAGUCUUGUUAAGUGCUACACAAUUUUUAAGUAUGUUUAACUCAAGGUUUUACAAUAUUUAUUUUUAAAAAAAAAAGAACCGAUUAUAACUGCAGGGGGAGGUUUUUUCUGCCACAUAAGAAUGAAUAGUUUGUCUUGAUAGAAGUAGGUGGUCUAGUUCCAGACAAGCUUGAGAAGUGGGCCAGUGUGAACCUCAUGAGGUUCAACAAGGCCAAGUGCAAGGUCCUGCACCUGGUUUGGGGACAUCCCCUGGUAUCAAUACAGGCUGGGGGAUGAAGGGGCUCAGAGCAGCACUGUGGAGAAAGACUUGGGGGUAUUGGUGGAUGGAAAGCUGGACGUGACCUGGCAGUGUGUGCUCACAGCCCAGAAAGCUACUCGUAUUCUGGGCUGCAUCACAAGCAGCGUGACCAGCAAGUUGAGGGAGGGGAUUCUCCCCUUCUACUCUGCUCUCGUGAGACCUCCCGCCCUGCAGUACUGCAUCCAGCUCUGGGGUCCCCAGUACAAGACAGACAUGGAGCUGUUGGAGCAAGUCCAGAGGAGGCCAUGGAGAUGAUCCAAGGGCUGGAGCACCUCUGCUGUGAGGACAGGCUGAGGGAGUUGGGGUUGUUCAGCCUGGAGAAGAGAAGGCUCCAGGGAGACAUUAUAACAGCCUUCCAGUACCUAAAGGGAGCUACAGGAAAGAAGGGGACAAACUUUUUAUCAGGGCCUGUUGGAAAUUAGACAAGGGGUGAUGGUUUUAAACUAAAAGAGGGGAGAUUUAGACUAGAUGUAAGGAAGACGUUUUUUACAAUGAGGGUGGUGAAACACUGGCACAGGUUGCCUAGAGAGGUGAUAGAUGCCCUGCCCCUCGAAGAGUUCAAGGCCAGGUUGCAUGGGGCUCUGAGCAACCUGAUCUAGUUGAAGUUGUCCCUGCUUCAACCUUAAAGGUCCCUUCCAACCUAAACUCUUCUGUGAUUCUAGUCUAGUUCCAGACAGCCUAACUAUGUAUAUUACAUUUGGAGCAUCCAGUCAUUAUGCUGACUCGUUCUCUUGGUGCUUCCUUGGAAGCAGUGGAGAGUUGGAAAGAAGGUGCAGUAUUUUACAUGGCAGACAUACGGGCAUGUCAGCUACAGAAAAGGGUCUAGAAUCUGUCAUCUUCAACAGGCCUUGCUUUGUUGUCAAGAUAUUUUCUGAUAGGACAGCCUAGCAGACCAUCAAAUCAACAGUUUUGUUGAUGUUGAAAGUUACUUCACCUGCAGAUCAGUAAAUUUGACUCGCAGUAGUCUUUAACAGUCUUUAAUGAGAUGUUAGGAGAGAGAUGUGAAAUACUCUUCGAAGCGAGAAUGUUAGGCCUUUUUUACUAUUAGAACCACUAUCAUCUUGACUUAUUUAGACUUGUUUCCAGAGAGUUUUGUUGCUCUGAGACUUGAGUUCAUCCAAGUAUAAAAUUAAAAUUUUAAGGCACAUUCCCUGAAAGAUAGGAGAACAGUUUUCCCCAUCCCUUAAAAACUGACUCUGAAAUACAGAGGCUGUUGAAAUCCAAGCUGUGCCGUUGUGCUGAUGUGAGGUGUAGCUGCUUUGCAGCUGUUCUCAGUAAAGUGUAUUUUCUGAUGAUGAAUCCUGAUGUGGUCUCCCUAACUUCUGGACAGCCUUAUCUUACAAAAUAUCGAUCAUUUUGAUGACUUCAGUAUCACUGACAGUGCUGUGAUUGGAGACUUCCUAAAGGUGAUGUGGAUUUUGGAAAUUUUAAGAUAUCUUGAUUUAGGAGAAUUUCUUAAUCCAUAAAAACAAGUAAAAUUGGAGCUGAGAAUACAGCUGUGCUUUUUUCUUUAAAAUCCACAACAGGCAACAUAAUGUUAAUUUCCCCCUCUGUCAUUGUGACUUACGAGUAGUUAAUAAGGAUACAUUUAUUAACGAAGACAGAAAAAUUAAAUGUCAGGUUGUUACCCCUUUCAUGUAGAGGCUGAUCAUAAUACAUAUGUUCCUAGACUUCUUUUAAGCAUCACUUGUUGUUAUUGUUAAAAGUUGGGGAUGCCCAAACAAUUUGUUUUGGUGUGAUUAUUGAUACAGAGAGUGUGAAAUAAUGUUCUUUAAAGCUGUAACAAUGUCUUUGGCCUAUUUUAAAUAAGGAAACUGUCCAAGAGGGAGUAGAAAUUAAGUAGCAUCCUACCUGGCCUUGCCUUCAAUAAAGCUACUGUUUUUUUAGAUUUAUUAUGCUGCUAUGCAAGCAGCUUGUCAUGUUGACAGUGAACUCAUUCACUAGUAUUUGGAUUGUAGAGAUAUGCUUAUUUUAUGCUUUUUAGUUUUCUACUUUUAUUUAGAAUGUUUUAUAACUGUAAUGUGUUCUGUAUGCAUGCAAGGUACCAGGUGACUGAAUCAUGCCUUGGGUCUUCUGCUUUUUCCCUGUAUUCUCAUCCAGUAGUGUGUCCAUUGCUGCUGCUUGAUUUCUGUUCAAGGGAAGGAAAAUCAACUUUCAUGUAGUUUGUAUGUUUACUGGCUAGUUAUUGCAUUACUUAUUAAUGUCUAAUUGCAACCAUAAGUUUUGUGAGUGCUUUUGUUAAUGCUUGGGAAUCGCUCCCAAUUUUGUUUCCAAUAGUGUUUAUUUCAAGUGGGUAGGAUUUUGUACCAAAUUCCCUCUGGUCAGGAAGCUGUGCAGAUGAAUGCUUGAAGGGUAACUUAGCAGUUUGCCUAGACAAUUCAUUAAUAAUGUAGUAUGCAGUAUCUGCUCCUAUUGUCUGCUUUCUAGUAGGUGUAUAUAUUGGAAUAAGGUUGUUGAAACGAUAAUGUGACCUCAACAUUUUAAAAGCUAGGGUUCCGCAGACAAUAUUCUGCCUAAUUAUGGUGUGAUCUCUCUAAAAGGCUUAUCCUGUAAGAAUAAUAUUUAAGCAUGGUGAUGUCUUUUGCAUAUGCACAAUCUAGUUACUUUUUCUCUUCAGGGCUAUGCUUUUGUUUGUCAUGUCAUCUUUACAUUGCAGUGCUGAGAAUACUUAAGCAUUAGCAACCGUAGUUUUGAUACAGCUGAAAGCAAUGGAGAUGACGUACUAUAGUGCUUCUAUCCCUGAUGUUGUAGAGAAGUUUCCUUGGGCACAGAAUCAGAGCAUCUCAGUGAUAAAGGAGGAACACAUUAAUAAUCUGCAUGGAAAAUGUUUUCAUAACAUUUUUACAUGAAUGCAAUGUUUAAUAAUUUGAAAGCAUUUUAGAAGGUAUUUUUUCUAAACACUGAAAUGCUUGUUGAUGUUUGUAAGGCACUGUAAAAAUGGGAAGCACUGUUCUAAAGUAAUUAAGAGUAUGCAUUUUUAAACUAGGUUUUUGGAGGUGAUAAACUUUGUUUGGGUUGGAUUAUUUCCCCGGAAUCAUCCUUUCUGUCUCUUAGGCGCACACACUGGAACAACUGCAGUUUGAAACCGAGCCCAUAUGACUUGGGUGUCCAGCCAGAGGACUGCAUGCUGACUGUGCAGUGUAGCUGCAGCAGAAGCAAUUUACGGCAUUUGUAUUUCAUUGAUAAAGUAUGAAAUAAGUGGAUCCAGUUUUUAAGCAAUGCACUUAAAGUCCUACCAGCCAGUCUCUAGAAUUCAGUAACUAAAGUGUGGUUGUUGAGAACAGUAUUCCCAAUAAUAACUGGAUGGUGCCAUUGUACAGGCCAGAAUUGGUGAUUAUGAAGCAGAGCCAUUUCUCAGUGAACAGUCUGAGUUACCUAAUGCACUUUAACCCAAGCGUUUAUUUUAGUUUGACUUGAUGUUUAGAGAGGAAGAUACCAAUUGGGAAGAAACCUGUCAGUUUGUCCAGCCCACCCAUGACAGGUGAGGUGCGGAGGAGCUUCUCUGGUGAUGACGAGUUGACUCCUCCUCCGUAUCGAACCCUUCCAGCACAGACAGCCCCAGAGGCCUUCCAGCCUCCCAGGACUAGCUGAGAGCUCAGUCCCAGCCUCAAAACAGGUAACUAGCCGCAUCAGUCUCUGUUACUGCAGAAGGAAAUGAUGGACAGGGUGGGGAACUAAGCAUGGUCUAGCGUGCAACAUGCUGACUCAUCAAAUCUUUCUUUUUUUCUUUUAUUUUUCUUUCAAUUUUUUUUUCUGUUAGAGAGCUUUUCAUUCUCACUGGUGCACCAUGUCACUGAAUUAAUCAUAGAAAAGGAUUGCAACUGUGCUAGAACUCCAUAGGAGGCUAUAUUGUAGGUUACCAAGGCACAGAGGAGCUCUGCAGAGUUUUAAAAUACAAAAAUGCACUCUGUGAAACUGCAUGGUAAUGUGCAUUUGGGAAUAUUUGAUGUAAGCAGGAAGUUAGUGUGGAUUAUCUUUUGCAGAGAAAGUAACUGUACACAGUAAAUAAGGGGUGAUUUUUGCCUUUGUGUCAGAAGAGGGCAGUUAUCUGGGAAAAGAUCUUCAGAAUGUAAGCAAUAUUUGAAAUUGUGUAGGUUACUAAUAUAGAAAAUUAUUUGAAAAGAGUUUGUCCUUUUAGAAUUGAUCUCUUCCCUAUUUUUGCUGCAAAACCUGGGUUUGGUUUGAGUAUUGACAGUAUAAUUGUGCAUCUGUAUGAGUGAGCAGAGGAAAAACUCUUAAAAAUUCAUUUAUCAGUAAUAUUGAGCAAGUAGAUUAAAACUUUGAGCUUAUUUAAGGACAGUUUAUGUAAUGUAAUCAACAUUUGAUUAUAGAAGUCUACUGCAAGGAUCUGGUAGUUUUUUCUCUCCUGUUUUCCUGAUAGGUAUGGCAAUAUAAUAUAGCAGUUAAAUUAUUUCUAACAAAUAUGUUGUGGCAAUAUGAUCUGCUGGACAAAAUGAAUUAUGCUUUCCCUGCUGGACAGCUGCCAGGUUGAUAGAUUUAGCUUCAGAUUUGCUUGAUUUACAUUCCCUUAAACUUGCUCUAGUCUGUGCAGGCUGCCAUGUCAGCACUUUUCACUGACUGCACAAUACAUCCAGAACAGUUUCUCUUGCUCACACAUUAUCCAUUAAGCAACGGGAUGUGGUAACCUACUUGCAACCUUUAGACCCCAAGAAAAAUCUUGUGUCUCUUCUGUACACCUCUCAACACUUCUCAAGAACUCCAUUUUUACUUCAGUUUCCUACUCAUGUUUACAUGCCUGUCUUUUAACAGAGUCUUUGACAGAAAAGAGAAGCCUUGCUUAGGAGAGAGCAUUCUGCAGCAUUUGUUUCUGCACAGCUUUUCUUCUCCUACUGCAAAUCUACACCUACGGUGCAUUUCUGUAGUGCACUGAUGUGCACAAUCUGAGUUUUCAGUCAUAUGAAAUACCCGUGUCCUUUGGUUUCUGACACCCGCUGCUUUCUGUGAUCAUUUUGGGGGACCUUCUCAAAGUUCUGAAUUUUAAGGGGCUGGACAAAAUUAGUUUUAUUUCUGAUGUAGCCUGAUCGUUGUCCAAAGAUGUUUAAAUUUAAAUUGAAACCAGCAAGACUACACCCUUUAAGUCUAGGAAAGAGGGCAUCACCCUGAUAUCGUAAGUUAAGAACACAUUUGAGAUCAGCUGGAACUUACUAAUUGCAUGCAUACUCCUCGGCACCGUACGCUGCCUUACAUUUUAGUAGCCGUAGCUGGGAUGUAGGCACAUUGCAGGAGGUGUUUAUAUGGCUUUGAAUGGAAGUAGUGUAAGAUUAGUAAUGAGACAGCUGUCUGUUCUAAAACUUCUCGUCUAUCAGAGAUUUCCGUAAGGCUUAUGAAACAACUCUUUGCCCUUUUGUACUGUCGUAAGCACAGAAGGUUUCAGUACUUCUCCAUCUUAUAUAGUAUUGAAAUGGUUUUGCUCUCUAGCAAAGCCGUGGUGCUUCUUUAGCAUGCACAAGCGCUCCGCAUCUUUGCAUCAUGUGAAAUGAUCUUUUAAGCACUGAAAUGCAAGUGUUGGACAGCUUCACUUUUCAAAAGAGCCUAUAGCCAGCCUGUCAAAGGAGGAGGCUGUUCUGAGAGACUCACCCUACUUCUGCACGUAUUCUGGACCAUAUUGCUCCAUAUGUUUUGGGGAUCUGAAUGGCAUUGCAUCAGACAGUCUGUCUUUGUCUCCAGGCAAAUCACUGAGACUAUUUAAAAACGGAAUACCUUGUGCUUCUGCAUCCCUGUUACUUCCUAGAUGAUCAGUCAGAUGACUUCCAUUGGCUUUUUUAGUAUUCUUUUUUCAAGUAACUUGGGAAAAAAAAGUAACUACUUGUAUAGCUGCAGCUAAGCCUUUCUUAUGUAGGAUUGUAGUUAAAAACUGUAUAAGAGGGACAAAUGAAGUAAAGUAUCAUUAAAUAUCUAAAUGUAAGGAUUUAGGUUCAAAUUAGCCAGAGGCAAGCCAAAUUAUGGAGACUUGUUAUUACUUUUGUUAC